CAUCGUCUAUACCGUCGGUGGUAAGGACGCGUAUAAGCGAACACGGAAGUGAGUGCGACGGCUUCUCUCGCUUCGGUGGCGUCGUCUUUUCUGAUGAACCCAUAGCAUCAGUGUCGUGAACAUCAGAGGUUGCUGGUGUGGCGUGAAAUUGGACGGUAUAAUGCCGCUCACGCAGAGAUCAAGGGCGACAAAUGUGAAGGAGCUCUAAUCCACCAUGGGAAACACACCAUCAAAGAGUGGCAGCGGAGAGGAGCCGGUCAAAACAACUUUGUUUGAAAAGGAGCCAAGUGGCAUAACAUACAGAAUUCCUGCUCUCGUUUAUCUGAGGCACAGUCACACCUUCCUCGCCUUUGCAGAGAAAAGAUCCUCGCCCUAUGACCACGAUGCCAAAAUUCUUGUUAUGAGAAGAGGAGCGUUGAAAGAUGAUGGAUCUGUUCAGUGGUCGUCCAGUCAGGAGCUGUUAACAGCAUGUCUGCCCAACCACCGCACUAUGAAUCCUUGCCCUGUGUAUGAAAAAAACAGCCAAACACUGUUUUUGUUUUUCAUCUGUAUCUGGAGGAACACCACAGAGAUGAGGCAGAUCCUCACCGGGAAGAACAAGGCCCGUCUUUGCUGUGUUAGCAGCAGCGACGACGGGCAAACCUGGAGUCAAGCGAAAGACUUAACAGAAAGCGUGAUUGGCGAUACGAUCCACAAGUGGGCCACGUUCGCCGUGGGUCCAGGCCACGGUGUGCAGCUGGAGAACGGCAGAUUGAUCAUUCCAGCGUACGCCUAUUAUGUCCCUCACAGGUGUUGUUCCUACCCAAUUCCUUUCACGGUCUACCCACGUGCACUGUCAGUAUAUAGUGAGGACUUUGGCCAGACGUGGCAUGUCGGUAAGAUGCUUCGAAAAAAGUCGUGUGAAUGUGAAAUGGCGGAGAUCAUAGACCACGAGGGAAGGAGUCAUCUUUACUGCAAUGCUCGAAACACUGGAGGUCACAGAUGUGAGGCCCUGAGUGAAAACAGCGGUGUGUAUUUUGACAAACCCCACAUUGCUCCAGAGCUCGUUGAACCACCUUCCGGCUGUCAAGGCAGCGUCAUCGGCUUCCCAGCUCCUGAAUUUGUCCCGAAUGAAGAUGCUGAAAGCAAAGCCUGUGGCACAUCGCUCUUGUCUCCAGACACGCAAACCUGGCUCCUCUUCAUCCACCCGACCAACAAGUCUAGUAGGAGGGACAUGGGCGUGUACUUGAACCGAUCCCCCCUGCACUCGUCAGGAUGGGACCGUCCCAGGAUCAUCCACAGGGGACCCAGCGGCUACUCAGACCUGGCUUACAGCGGAGACAAGGAUCAGUUUUCGUGCCUGAUGGAGUGCGGGAAAGAAAGUGAACUCGAGCAGAUUGCGUUCAUGUCGUUUACCCUUAAUGAUGUCAUGCAGACAGGCAGUAAGAAAGACAAGAAGAUGCGUUGAAUCGCGGUUGCUUUAUUUCUGUGUUAACAAAGCUCUCUUUAACAUUCUCCCGCAACCUAAAAGUCCAAACAAAAAGCCACUAAAUAUGCCGUGCAGUCACAUCUGUCUGUGUUUACUGUUGUUCUACAUUCUGGAGAUGAUGAUGAUGAUGCAUGCAUGAGUCGUGUGUUUUGUUGUCUCCUUGUUUACAUAAAAAAAGUAAUUCAAGUCUUAAUAGUAUCAAUAUGCAAGCAGCUGUCUAAGGAAGGAAACUAUUUUUCAAAGGUUUGGUUGCUGAUUUCGAGCAUGCUGUGCUGGACUGCCAUCUUUAAAACAGGCUUUGUGUGUAGCAUGUUUGACAAGUACUUCAUACCCAUUUCUGCAUCUUAUUAGGCUGUCAGUGUUUUCUGAGCAGUGGAGAGAAUUUGCCUACCUCUUUUUAUUUUCAUAUGAAGAUCAUAGCAGGCCUUGUAAAGUAGGGCGUAGGGUUUCCUCUAUGCUCAGUCUCUCCUUAACAUUUAGUAUAUAUACUCUGAUUCACAUAUGCCUUCUACUCCACUGUUUCAACUGAAGCUGUGCCACAACCUGUCAGUGCACACCCUUUCUUGUCGGUCACAGUGGGUGCCGCAGAGUUGGCGACCGAACUGGACACAAAAGCCCUUCGCUUUUUACUUGCCACAUCCAGCUAAUCAACGAAGAGACCAACCGAACUGUAUGACGUCUGUGGGUUUUUAAAACAUUUGAUGGAUUACUAGAGAUAUACGUCUGUCAAGAGCAUUUGGGGCUACUUUGUACUGUACACUGAUUUUUUAUUACAUUCAUUUUCAAAAGCAAUAUUUCACUUGGUUACAUUGUUUACUUUCAGCGCACUUGGCAUGGUUUUCUUAACAGCCUUUUUUUUUUCCCUCCUGGCAUUAAGUGCAGCAUUAUGACCAGAUAUGAUUGGUUGGCUGUUGGUUAUCAAAUGAAAGCAUGUAAGAGCAUGUAACAGCAGAUGAAGACUCACCAUUUAUAAAGCCACUAGGAAUUUGCACACACAAAACCUUGUACUGGGCGACUUUUAGCGUCCUUCUUCGCCUAAUGUUGUGAGGCAAAAAUGCCUCCAGGUGGUUCAACACUAGUUUCAUUGUGUUUUUGUUGACUGUUGUGGAAAGUGACAAAACUUGCAUGAAACAUGUAUUUUAGUAGAAAAUAAAAGUAACCUGUGAUCACCCAACUCAUCUUUUGUUCAAUUAUGCACACAUUUGUAUUAUAGUGCAAUUACAGUAAUUAUUGCUUUUAAUAGCUGACUGUUGGGAUAAAUCAUUUAAAAAGACAAGUUAAACAGUAAUCACCUGUAGACAGGGGUAAGGGAUAAAAUAAUAGAGAGGGCAUAGAUGUGGUUUUAAAAGCAGCUAUAAAAAACACUUUAUCAGCUGUAGGGAGUAUUUCAUUCCCUCAGCAGCUAAAGGGGGCUUAUGGCAUGUUGAAAUGUUGUGAAAGGCUGUUGUACAGCGGCCUGUGGGGAGUUGAGCGUGAUUCACCAGAUGUGCAGACAGCAGGGAUGAAUUAAGGACAGGGAAGAGUGUUUUAAGUUGAGGACAGAAUGUGGAUUUUCUGUAUUCAAGUUUUCCAAAUAAUAUGAUGUCUCUUCUGGUAUGGGUGUUGUAGUUAUUGAUUGGUUUACAUGCAGUAUCUGGACAAAUUAAAAUGUAAAGAUCCCCUCCAGACAUGUAUUAAGACAUAUUUACAAAUAAUUAGACCUGAAGAAUAAUGUGUGU
Messenger RNA from Morone saxatilis (striped sea-bass), 3186 nucleotides. Its product is annotated as sialidase-3-like. Gene Ontology annotation, cellular component: membrane; cytoplasm; lysosome. The coding region runs from base 215 to 1447 and encodes 410 amino acids. Gene Ontology annotation, biological process: ganglioside catabolic process; oligosaccharide catabolic process. Gene Ontology annotation, molecular function: exo-alpha-sialidase activity. The record is from RefSeq and is a predicted model, not a curated record. NCBI's taxonomy places the organism in Eukaryota, Metazoa, Chordata, Actinopteri, Moronidae. The transcript is spliced from 3 exons.